CUCCAGCCCAGGCUCAGAUCGUGCACGCAGGCCAGGCGUGUGUGGUGAAAGAGGACAACAUCAGUGAGCGCGUCUACACCAUCCGGGAGGGUGACACCUUGGUGCUGCAGUGCCUUGUCACCGGGCACCCUCGGCCCCAGGUGCGUUGGACCAAGACCGCGGGCAGCGCGUCGGACAAGUUCCAGGAGACGUCGGUGUUCAAUGAGACACUGCGCAUCGAGCGCAUUGCGCGCACGCAGGGCGGCCGCUACUACUGCAAGGCCGAGAACGGCGUGGGCGUGCCUGCCAUCAAGUCCAUCCGGGUGGACGUGCAGUACCUGGACGAGCCAGUGCUGACAGUACACCAGACAGUGAGCGAUGUUCGAGGCAACUUCUACCAGGAGAAGACGGUGUUCCUGCGCUGUACGGUCAACUCCAACCCACCUGCCCGCUUCAUCUGGAAGCGGGGCUCGGACACCUUGUCUCACAGCCAGGACAAUGGGGUCGACAUCUAUGAGCCCCUCUACACCCAGGGGGAGACCAAGGUCCUGAAGCUGAAGAACCUGCGGCCCCAGGACUAUGCCAGCUACACCUGCCAGGUGUCUGUACGCAACGUGUGUGGCAUCCCGGACAAGGCCGUCACCUUCUGGCUCACCAACACCACGGCACCACCAGCCCUGAAGCUGUCUGUGAACGAAACUCUGGUGGUGAACCCUGGGGAGAAUGUGACGGUACAGUGUCUGCUGACAGGCGGUGAUCCCCUGCCCCAGCUGCAGUGGUCCCAUGGACCAGGCCUGCUGCCCCUGGGUGCCCUGGCCCAGGGUGGCACCCUCAGCAUCCCUUCAGUGCAGGCCCGAGACUCUGGCUACUACAACUGCACAGCCACCAACAAUGUGGGCAACCCUGCCAAGAAGACUGUCAACCUCCUGGUGCGAU
Molecule: messenger RNA, 915 nt
Organism: Physeter macrocephalus (sperm whale)
Lineage: Eukaryota; Metazoa; Chordata; Mammalia; Artiodactyla; Physeteridae
Product: MAM domain-containing glycosylphosphatidylinositol anchor protein 1
Exons: 5
Biological process (GO): homophilic cell-cell adhesion; synapse organization
Cellular component (GO): plasma membrane; neuronal cell body; axon
Molecular function (GO): axon guidance receptor activity
Source: RefSeq, a predicted model, not a curated record